CGCACAAGUCAUGAAGCGCCAUCUUUAUUUUUACCUAGCGGUCUCUGGCUUCUCGUCUGUCUGUGCUGGUCAUUUAUCGUGUUAGCUGUAAUUUUAUCAUUGAAUAUAUGGCAAAUUUAGCAGUUGCUGCGGCAGCUGCAGCUGCCAGAGACCCGGCCGUGGACCGCUCGUUACGCUCGGUUUUCGUGGGAAACAUCCCAUAUGAGGCCACAGAGGAGCAGCUGAAAGACAUCUUCUCAGAGGUUGGACUAGUCGUCAGUUUUAGGUUGGUGUAUGACAGAGAAACAGGUAAGCCAAAGGGAUAUGGCUUUUGUGAGUACCAGGAUCAGGAGACGGCGCUCAGUGCCAUGCGUAACCUGAAUGGCCGAGAGUUCAGCGGCAGAGCCCUCCGCGUCGAUAACGCUGCUAGUGAGAAAAAUAAAGAGGAGCUCAAAAGUUUGGGGACUGGAGCUCCAAUUAUUGAGUCUCCUUAUGGAGACGGCUGCGCACCAGAAGAAGCUCCAGAGUCCAUCAGCAGGGCAGUAGCCAGCCUGCCUCCCGAGCAGAUGUUUGAGCUAAUGAAACAGAUGAAGCUAUGUGUGCAGAACAGUCCCCAGGAGGCCAGGAAUAUGCUCCUGCAGAACCCUCAGCUCGCUUAUGCCCUGCUGCAGGCUCAGGUGGUCAUGAGGAUUGUGGACCCUGAAAUCGCUCUGAAAAUGCUCCACCGUCCGACUGUGGUUCAGCCCAUAAACCCAAGUCCUCAGCCUGGACCGGUACCAGCACCUAACCAGCCCCUCCCUCAGCCAAAUGUGCCUGUCUCUCAGCCUCAGCCUAUGCCAGGUAUGCAUGUGAACGGAGCCCCACAGAUGAUGCAGCCUCCACAGAUGGGAGGUGGAGUACCCGCACCAAUGCCAGGACAGGGUCCCAUGGGACCAACUGGUGGGAUGCAACCUCAGAUAGGGAUCCCUCCAGGAGGCCCUGUGCCCAUGGAUAGAGGCCCAGGAACCCUUCAGGACUCUCCUGUGGGAGCAGCUGGGCAGGCUGCUAUCGAGCGGCCUCAAGUGCCGAUAGUAGACCCACGUGCCCCAAUGCGAGGGGCCCCUCAAGGCCCUCCAGGGAUCCCACCCAGAGGCCUGCUUGGCGAUGGUCCAAACGACCCGCGAGGUGGAUCAUUGGUCAAUGUCACUGGAGAAAUGGUGGAGCCAGGGCAUGGUUACAUGGGAGGCCCUCCACAACAUCAGGGGCCGCCCAUGCAUAUGGCCCCAGACAUGCGUGGCCCUCAUGACAUGAGAGGAGGACCCAUGAUGGGAGAACCUAGAGGUCCUAUGAUGGAGCAGCGUGGUCCGCCUAUGGAGGCAAGAGGUCGUGACCCGAGAGCUGUUGAUGCUCGGGGUCCGAUAUCUGGCCAGAGGGUUCCUGUGGCUGGUGGAAUGCAGGGUCCUCCCCCCCACAGCAUGGGACAAAGUGCACCACCAGCAGCGAGACCAGGUCCUACAUCAGAUGUGUCAUCACAAGACCACGAGAAAGCUGCCUUGAUUAUGCAGGUCCUGCAGCUGACCCCAGAACAGAUCGCCAUGCUGCCACCAGAACAGAGACAGAGUAUCCUGAUACUGAAGGAACAGAUUCAGAAGACAGCAGGCGCACCCUGAAGACUCAUCGUGUGACGCGAGUUCUUUUCUUUCCUUUGCAUCCAUCCUAAAACAUCCUAUUAUGAUAAUUACAGGCUCUGUGACAAAGCGGAACAUGGGUUUUCUUAAGCAACAGGGGUUAAUUUGGGUUAGUGCAAGUCUGAAAAUCUGACUCUACAACUUUAUUGCAGGAACAUACGCAUCCGAUCAGACAACUCUCCCCUGGCUGCUUUUGUAUUGGUCUGCAUCCACAUCUGUAACUUUGUUGUUGUUGUUUUUGUUUUAUAGUGAUAUUUUCUUAUUUCAAGUGAGAUCAGUUGUAUAUGAAUAGUAGUAGUUCACAAUGUACUGCUCAUGAAAAAAUAAACUGGGUUUUGAAAUAAACAACUGGAAUUUUUUUUCAAUGCAGAAUGUAAUUCCUGCCUUCAUUAUUUAUAAAUACAGUUUAUAAAAGACAUGACAUAAAAUGUAUAGUAUUAACAAUUUAUAUCUUGGAUGAUAAAGUUGGUUUGAUUGUUUAAAGGUUACAAAACCAGUGACUAACCAUAUGUGACAUCAGAUAAAAUGUGUUUUAAAGAAGAUCUGUUCCUUUUUCACCUUUAACAAGGAGAUGAAAUUCCACAAUCUUUUUCAGUAAUUUCUUGCCAUGCUUAUUUUAGAGCUGUGCACUUAGACAAGGAGGCACUUAUAAAAACACAUUACAUUCUGGUGUUUGUCUGAUUUCCUUGAUCCUUGGUGAUUCAUUUCUAACCAGGAACUCUAGAACCAGGAAAGCCAAACCUUGAAAAAAAAAAACAAUGCGUGGAC
Messenger RNA from Onychostoma macrolepis, 2414 nucleotides. RefSeq names its product cleavage stimulation factor, 3' pre-RNA, subunit 2 (gene cstf2). Gene Ontology annotation, biological process: mRNA 3'-end processing. Gene Ontology annotation, cellular component: mRNA cleavage and polyadenylation specificity factor complex. Gene Ontology annotation, molecular function: mRNA binding. The record is from RefSeq and is a predicted model, not a curated record. NCBI's taxonomy places the organism in Eukaryota, Metazoa, Chordata, Actinopteri, Cypriniformes, Cyprinidae.